Molecule: messenger RNA, 543 nt
Organism: Candida tropicalis MYA-3404
Lineage: Eukaryota; Fungi; Ascomycota; Pichiomycetes; Serinales; Debaryomycetaceae
Exons: 1
Coding region: 1-543 (180 amino acids)
Cellular component (GO): cytoplasm
Molecular function (GO): zinc ion binding; protein binding
Source: RefSeq, a predicted model, not a curated record
AUGAAAGUCACCAUCAGAUUAUCUACGGAAACUUCUUUCACUGUUACCAUCCCAGAUAACUCAACUGUUGAAGAUUUGAAAAACUCCGUUAAAGUUGGUUUGCCUCCAAAUGUUAAUGUGCCCACUGAUUUUAAAUUAAUCUUUAAUGGUAAGAAAUUACAACCUUAUUAUACUGAUUUACAAUCUUUUGGAUUAUCUUCAGAUCAAGACAAUACCAAUACUGUUAUUUUGAUGGCUGAUUCAACCGAUACUCCUCCAAUAACGCCUCAACCUUCAAUGGAAUCACUCAAUACCACUGCUUCUACUACAACCACUUCACCAGUAAAGAAAACAAAAAAGAAAAACAAGUGUUCUUUCAAAACUUGUAAUUCUGCCCCUUUAAGAAUGGUGGGUACUUGUACUCAUUGUCAAGGCAAAUUCUGUGCCAAACAUAGAUUAUUGGAAGAUCAUUUAUGUACUAAUUUACAAUAUUGUAAAGAUAAUGCUCAUGAAAAGAAUGCCAUGAAAUUACAAAGUGAACGUACUAUUAUUAAUAGAGUAUGA